UUGCUAUGUUGUAACGUUGUUUUUUUUCUAGUGAAUCGAUAUUCAUAGUCGGUGAUGUCCAAAGUCAAACCCUGGGAGUAUCGGAAUAGUUCUUAAUCGGACCUUAAGAACAUUUUUAUCAAAGAACGCAAACUGUACGUUACUGACGCUCCCGGUAAGGUCGUUAAGGUCAGUCACGACGCAAGGCGCUCCCACUUCUGUCUGAGCACACGCCACAACAAGAGCUGCAAAAAAGUGCGCAAAUCAUCAUGAAGGGUUUUGUCUUUGUCAUCGGUUUUGCUCUCGCCUGCUGCGUCCCUGCAUGUGGUGCUCUGGAGUGCCGUACUUGCGCGGCUCUUGGCACCAGGCAGGACUGUCUGAACCGACCAGAGUCUAACUGCACCAUUCCUGACCCCGUCUGCAUGACAACUUAUAAAAGCGUUGCAGGUGUAAAGGGGUGGAGCAACAACUGCUCACCAAGGGCCGGUUGUGAAGCAGCUAAGCUCUCGAACCACCUAUUGUGCAAGAAGAGGGAAGUGUUCACCUGUGUCACCUGCUGCACCACUGACGGCUGCGUGGGAGAUCUCAUGCCCUCAGCUGCAUCCGCCGCUCGAAUCAGCAUCGUCACCAUGGCAACCGCCGCCCUGGCCGUCCUCCUGAAGAACGCCGCGGGGUUCUAGCCAGCAGCACGUCGCCAUGACGACGGAUGACGUCCGAUUCUGACUUCAUAUCCGCUAAAAGCAAUGCAUUUAAUUCGCUUCGUUUCACUCUGACAGAUAAUUCUAGAUCUGCCGAGACAAGAGAGAGAUGUGUCUACUUAAGUCUGGUUAUUUUCGGCCUUUGAUUUUGCGGGAGCGAGGCGUGUGGCUUAGUCCGUUGAUAUUUUGUCAAUGAAAGAUUUUAAUUGAAACAAUGAAAAUACAUAGCAAAUCGAAUUUUCUUCUUUCUUUCUGAAAGAUUUUGCUUGAAAUAAGGAAGAUCCAUAGCAAAUCGAACUUACUUAUUUCCACCGUUUUAAAAGGAUUAUUGUCAGGCUAUAUUACGGGAUCAUCCAAUUUCAAACAUAAACCAAGUUUUAAAACAAAGAUGAUGAUAUUAGUAUUUUGAUAUACGUUUUAACGAAUAUUCCAUUGACUUGAAAGAUGAAGUAGUUCUCCCACCUAACACUGUAGAGGAGCCGUGAGUCUGCUUGCGGUGAAAUAAACUUGGUAAAAACAA
This is a messenger RNA of Branchiostoma floridae (Florida lancelet), 1197 nucleotides long. RefSeq lists its product as uncharacterized. The record is from RefSeq and is a predicted model, not a curated record. The transcript has 4 exons. Lineage: Eukaryota; Metazoa; Chordata; Leptocardii; Amphioxiformes; Branchiostomatidae. Bases 249 to 659 code for a protein of 136 amino acids.